Molecule: messenger RNA, 1155 nt
Organism: Arabidopsis lyrata subsp. lyrata
Lineage: Eukaryota; Viridiplantae; Streptophyta; Magnoliopsida; Brassicales; Brassicaceae
Product: putative F-box protein At3g17620
Exons: 1
Coding region: 1-1155 (384 amino acids)
Molecular function (GO): protein binding
Source: RefSeq, a predicted model, not a curated record
AUGAAGAACAUGUCCAAUCUUCCACAAGACUUGGUAGAAGAGAUACUCUCUAGAGUUCCGUUGACAUCUUUGAGAGCGAUGCGAUCUACUUGUAAAAAGUGGAACACUCUAUUUAAAGAUGAGAGGUUUACAAAGAAGCACAUUGCCCAAGUUGCUGUAGAAACUACUAAGGAAAGGGAGUUUGUGGCGAUCAUGUUGCUAAACUUUAGGGCUUAUUUAAUGAGAGUCAAUCUCCAAGGAAUUCAUAACAACUCUAAUCCAUUAUUAAAGCCUAUAGGUAAACUUAUUAGCCUAGACACUUCAGAUCAAGUCAAUAUAUCUCGGGUAUUUCGAUGCGAAGGUUUAUUGUUAUGCACCACAAAAGACUACACUAGGCUAGUAGUUUGGAAUCCGUAUUUGGGACAAACUUUGUGGAUCUGCGUCGAACCAAGAUUUGUUCGUCACAGAAAGUUCUACUACGUAAAUGUUCUCGGAUAUGACAAGAGCAAAUCAUGCUACGCUUAUAAAAUCUUGAGAUUUGCUCAUUUUUUCUUUGAGAAAUCUAUCCACGAAAUCUACGAAUUAAACUCUAAUUCAUGGAGGGUUCUUGAUGUCACUCCACACUGGUGUAUAUCGUAUAAUAGUCAUAGUGUGUCUUUAAAGGGAAAUACCUACUGGUUUACUUCCAAUCUAGAAUCAAAGGAUAAAUUCCUUGAAUUACUCUGUUUUGAUUUUACUACGGAAAAAUUUGGACUGCAUUUGCCUUUGCCGUUUGAAUUUUAUUACUGCCAAACUGUGACUUUAUCUGCUUUUAAAGAAGAGCAGCUUGCGGUGUUACAUCAGAGCUCGUAUGGUGACCUUGGGAUGGAGAUUUGGAUUACGACUAAAAUUGAGCCCAAUGAGGUUUCAUGGAGUAAGUUCUUAGCGGUUUAUAUGCGACCACUCACUGGAUUUCAGUUUAAUACUGGUGGAAGUUUCCUGAUUGACGAAGAGAAUAGAGCUGUAGUUGUUUUUGAUACUGAUAAACAUAUAUUUAAUCCCACUCGCAACAUAGCUUACAUCAUUGGAGAAAAUGGUUACUACAGAGAAGUGGAUCUAGGAGAAAUAACAACUGAGAGUUUCCCGCUUGCGUGCCCUUAUGUUCCAAGUUCAAUGCAAAUCAACCAACAUCCAUGA